This is a messenger RNA of Penicillium angulare, 1116 nucleotides long. RefSeq names its product alpha/beta hydrolase. The transcript is spliced from 3 exons. The record is from RefSeq and is a predicted model, not a curated record. Bases 1 to 1116 code for a protein of 371 amino acids. Gene Ontology annotation, molecular function: hydrolase activity. Lineage: Eukaryota; Fungi; Ascomycota; Eurotiomycetes; Eurotiales; Aspergillaceae.
AUGCCGCAGCAAGAACCCCCGGUAGUAGACAACCCACGCUUGCAUAAGCCUCAGAUGCGUGACAUUCACCAACCAUUGCACAACAGUAUUCCGCCAGAGCUGGUCGAUCGCUAUGAUCCAGUCUAUGUAGAGCACUACAACAAAUACAACGCUGGACGUCUUCAUACCCACGAAGUCCCAAUUGAAGAAUUUCGAAAGAAUCCCCGUCGUUACCUGAUUCUAUACGGUCGUGCCGAGGGCCCUGACGUCUGUCGAAUUACAGAGCAGAAAUGCCCAGUGAAAGGAGGGGAAAUCACUGUCCGCAUAUUUGAACCAUCUCCCAAGCUGGACGAUCAGGGCAAACAAAAGAAACGAGGAGCUUAUGUCAAUUUCCAUGGCGGCGGAUGGGUAUUUGGCGGUCUCCAGGCGGAUCACGACUUUUGUAAGACUCUUGUCGAUGGACUCGCUGGAGAUCUUGUUGCAUUUGAUGUGGAUUACCGAUUGGCUCCUGAGAAUCCUUUCCCGAUUCCCGUGGAGGAUUGCUGGGCGGCUUUCAAUUGGAUCAGAACCAAAAAGGCAGAACAGUUUGAUCUUGACAUUAAUCGGUUUGCUGUUGGUGGGCCAUCUGCUGGUGGUCACCUCUCAGCUGUUAUUGCUCAUAUGUGUCGAAACGAGGGAAUUCCUUUGGGACUACAAGUGUUGACUGUUCCCGUAUGCGAUAUGCACCAAAGCUUUACACCAGAAGGUGAAUUCGAUCGAGAGAAUUGCCCCUAUGAAUCUUAUAAAGAGAUGGAAUUCGCUCCAGCGCUUCCAAUGGCUCGUAUGGCAUACUUUCAUCGGAGCUUUCUAGGCGUUCCUCGACCUGCACCUUCAAAAGAUGAUUGGAAAAUCUCCCCUAUCCUUGCCCCCAGCUUUGAAGGGUUAGCUCCAGCUCUGGUCUCCACAGCUGAACUCGACCCUCUCCGAGACGAAGGUGAGGCAUACGCAGCUAAGCUUAAAGAAGCCGGGGUUUCGGUGGAGGUAAAACGAUAUCCAGGGGCACCGCAUACAUUCGCUGGUAUGGACAGGAUUCUUGAAAUUGGGCGACAAUACAAUGCAGCAGUAAUUGCGGCGCUCCAACGGACGAUCGGGGCAUGA